Messenger RNA from Myripristis murdjan (pinecone soldierfish), 964 nucleotides. Its product is annotated as Rieske domain-containing protein-like. Lineage: Eukaryota; Metazoa; Chordata; Actinopteri; Holocentriformes; Holocentridae. The record is from RefSeq and is a predicted model, not a curated record. Bases 307 to 834 code for a protein of 175 amino acids. Gene Ontology annotation, molecular function: 2 iron, 2 sulfur cluster binding. The transcript is spliced from 4 exons.
CGGAUUGGACGUAGCACACAACAUCGGCUUUGGCUCUUCCUCAUACUCAGUCAGGCAGUUUCUGUAACUGGUGAUUUGCAUUUUGCAUUUAAUAACUCGAGUUGCCACCUUUAUUUAAUCGGUCUGCUUAACAGAGAUGGAUUCUCUGCACUGAGAUGAAAUUGCAGCAUUAGCGCCCAGGCUGCUGAGCUGUCAUGUGACGGACUGCCAGUGCCAUGGCAACCACAGAGUUCAGAAAGACAGAUUGACAGUCUGGGAUGCAACCAGGCUGCAUGACAGGUAAUCCUGCUGUAGGAAGCAUUCAGCAUGUCUCAGGAAAAGCCUUCCCAGACCUCUCCUUCUUCAUCACCUACCUCUUCCCCGCCCUCCUCCUCCUCACCUCCCCAAGACUCCCACUUCAUAGGGAAGAAAGAGGACAUUGUCCGGGCCCGACGUGUGACCAGGCUGGUGAACGGAUGCAGGGAUGUCCUGGUCCUGUACCACCAGGGGGAGCUGCAUGCUAUGGACAUGCGCUGCUAUCAUUCAGGUGGUCCGUUACAGCAGGGAGACAUUGAGGAGUUCAAUGGGCGAAUGUGUAUUGUGUGUCCGUGGCACAAGUACAAGAUCACCCUGGUGGAAGGAGAGGGGCUUUACCAAGCUGUGGAAGACCCCACAGCCAAACCCCUGAAAACACGCUGGCGCUCCAAGGGCAUCAAACAGAGGAUUCACAAGGUCACAGAGGUCAAUGGGGAUGUGUACGUGACGCUGAAUAGCUCCAGUGAGGCCUACGAGUCGGACACCUACCAGACUGAGAGAUACAGGGCUAACCAGCUCAAGUCCCAGCCCAGGAAGUAGUCAGAGCCUCCAGGAUGUCUUGGAUCUCCUGUGACUCUUCUAAUCACAACUAUUUUAUUUUGUGGCAGCUCUAAUUUAAAAAAAAACAAAACAAAAAAAAAAAACAGCGAAAAGGGAAAAGUGUCAAGAG